CGCUCAGUAGCUCCUUGGACGCGUUCUCGCCAAGUCCUGUGUGAUUUUUGGAAGUUUCGGUUUCGGUUUCAGAUUUCCGAUUCAGUUCUUAUUCGAACGCGCUACCGACGAGUCACGGGUCCGCAAAGCUUGCCCAGUUCGUUUAAUGCGUUCGUUUUCUUCGUUCCAUCGUUCGUUCGUUCGUUCGUUCUGUUUUGAAACAAUUUUCGAAGCUAAACAGAACAACUGACAAAAGAAACAACAAACCAGACAACAACAACAGCUACAAACUAAUUAACUUUUGAAUUAAAUCUCAAAAACCUUAACCCAAAAUCUAAACAAAUGUCUAUAUGUAUGCCAUUAUAUAUAUAGAUAUGUCUAUAUAGUCAUCCAAAGCCUAAAGUGUUUCUAACCAUCAAUUCUUACUGUAAAAAUUCUCUCCUAAAACUAAAACUAAAACUAAAAUAAAACAAAACACAAUUUACACAAAAAAAAAAUACAACAAUUUUAAAACCAAAAUAAUCGAAUCGAACCCGCAGGCACUGUGAAAUAUUCCAUUGACCAUCAGGCAUAUGAGCUUGUGGCUAAAGGUGUCUACGGCAUCGACUUAUUUCAUGUUGUAAUUCGAGGACUUUCGUUUAUUGGCAACAAUAAUGGUCAGCACAACAUUGACAACACUGGCUGCUGGACAAACAACUAGUAGCAGUAAUCAUCAUCAUCAUCAUCAUCACAAUCAGCAGCAGCAACAGCAACAGCAGCAACAGCAACAACAGCCACAGCAGCAUCAUCAGUUGCAGUUGCAGCAGCAACACAACUUUUAUGCGUUAAACGGCGAUACACAGCACGAUUGCGACAACAGCAACACAGGUACUGGGUACCAGCAACCCUUGAACUUGUCGCAGGCAUUGCUGUCGCCAUCGCCGCCCUUGAACGAUCAAAUCAGUUUGCUUUUUCCCAAGUGCCGACCCAAGCAACCGCAGCAGCCGCCACAGCCAACGCAGCCUAAAGAAAAGCAGCCACAGCAGCAGCAGCAGCAACAGUUGCAACAUCAGCAGCAACAGCAACAUCCUCAUCAGCGACAUGAACUACUGGCUGACUUGAAUCUCAACAAAGGCGAGAGGAGCAACAGCAACAGUCCCAUUUUGGCCAGCGAAGCAGCUACCGCCUGCGAGGUCCUGGCCAGCAGCAACACCACACCGCCCCUGGCCACGCCCACCACGACCAGCUACUAUAAGAGUGUCAACAUAAUAACCCAGUCCCCGCCACCCCACUCCGCCUCGUCGCACUCCUCAGAGUCGCUGUCGUCGGUGACGCCGCGUAUCUCCACGAAUCCGUUUCUUUGCAAUCCUCCCGAGUCCCCGGAAAAGGUCGGAGAACAGGUGGAGGACCAGGACCGGGAUCAGGAUCAAGAGCAGGACCAGAAGCAGGCCGAGGCAGCGGACUAUCCGGCCUCCUUUUACUAUCACACGGUGCAGCAGGAGAGCAGCAGUAUGCCGAGGAAGCGCAACGGUGCCAUCCCCGCCAGCAGCAGCAGGCAGCAGUUGCACAACGGCAAUGGCCCGGGAUCGGGUGGUGGCAGUCAGAAUCCCUUCAUCAAGGAGAACUACUGGGAGACGGCGGCCGUGCCACCGACGAGGGCCAGUACCUUGUUGCACUCACCCACCGAAGAGGUGCAACAACAGCAACAGCAGCAACAGUUGCAUGCCUCGUCGCGAAGGGCUUACCACCAACAGAGGGAACGGGAGCAGGUCUAUGGCCUCAGUCAGCGCUCGCAGCAGCAACAGCCGCACAUCCUGCGGGUGGGCCGAAGUCCUGUGAACCGCAACUUCCCCCAGCAGCAGCAGCAGCAGCAACUGCAGCAGCAACAAGUUGCAAGUAACAACAGCAAUCCCUGUGCCGAUGGCCUGACUCCUCUGGCAAGUCACUAUCUCUACGGCAGCAAGUCCUCCCUGGACCAGCAUGGCAGUGCUUCCGGAGACUGGGAGUCCCGGGAGCAGCGCAAGAUGCGUCUCCGCGAGGAGAGGGAGAGAGAAAGGGAGAGGGAGAGGGAAAGAGAGAGGGAGCACCUGUUGCUGGAACAGCAGAAACAGUUGCAGUUGCAGGAGAUAAACGCGGCUAGGGACACUUUGCUCAGCCAGUUGGCGGGCCAGCAACAGCAAAGGAAGCGCCACGGACAUCCCGAAGACAGAGACAGGGAGAGGGAGAGGGAGCGAGAGCGAGAGAGAGAACGCGAUCAUCGGAUGGUAAAUGGAGGAGAUCCCAACGAAAGCUGGCAGCAUCUUCGUGUCACAACUGAAAAUUCAAUGAACGAUGAGGCUGGCAAGCUGACGGAAAAGUCCCAGACCCUCGGCCACAAUAUCCUUGGCCAGAAUCAGCUCCAGAACCAGAACCAAGUCCACAACCAGGAGGGAACUCUCUACCGGGAUGCCUGGCAGUUGGAGCGAAACUACACGCUGGCCGUGGAAUCGCGACAUGGCAUUAUAGAAUAUGAAGGCUCGCCGAGGCGUAUUGGAGUCGCCACCAAUAACAUGGGAGCCAUGGCAGCGGCGGCAGCAGCAGCAGCGGCGGCAGCAACAGCCACAGCGGACGAAAGUGAACCACCAGCAGCAGCAACAGCAGCAGCAGCAGCAUCAGUAGGAGCAGCACAGCAACAUCUGCAGCAGCAGCAACAGCAGCCACAGUUGCCCAUGGCGACAGUGACGCCACUCAGCAACACGGCGACUUCCUUACAGAAGACAGCGGCCCGGGCUGCGUUGGCUGCUCUGGCGCAGACCCAGGGGCAUCCGCAGCACCAUCCACACAACCACAGUCGUCCACAUGCGCCUCAGGGUCAUGCCCCGCAAGGUCACAGCCUCUCCUUCGGCAACCAACCGCCCCAGCAGCCCUUGCAAGCUUAUCCCGUGCGUCCGGGCUUUCCACAGAGGAUUAUAUCGCCACCACAUCGUGAGAUACGCAGCACAUCCCCUCCCCCACAGCAACAGCAGCAACAGUUGCAACAGCAACACUUCAGCAGCCUGAUGAGCGGCAACAACAAGCCGCAGCAGCAGCAGCAGCAACUGCAACAACAACAGCAACUGCAGCAACAACAACAGUUGCAACAACAACAGCAACAACAACAACUGCAACAACAGCUUAGCAGUGACAACAACGCAGAGGACACCAGCAAUGAUGUUUCAGAGAUCGGAACCAUUUCGGAUCUCACCACUCCCGAGGCUGUGGCCGCCGUGGUCCUUGCUGGCGGUGGCGGUCUUGCCACAUCCGAGGUGGCCAGUAGGGCCGCCACCCCCCCUCAGGUGGCAGCCGCCUCCCCGCCAGCGGCAGCGGGUCAGGGCACUAGCAACGGCAUGUCGGGCGGCCUGGGACCGCUCAGCUUGCACACCAAGUCCUCCACCUUCGACUAUCUGUACGAGUUCUCGGAGACGCGCAAGGUCCUGGAGGAGUUCUUCAAGUGCCCCUCCACCGACGAGCAACCGAUCAUGGAGAACGGCAGUGAUGUGGAUAGUAUUGAUAUCCAGUACGAGUUCCACAGCAACUUUGAGCGAGAGGACGAGGAUCUGGCCGAGGAGGAGGAGGCUGAGGACGAGGACGAGGCCGACGAGGACGCCGACGAGGAGAACGACGAGGCUGAGGACGAUGACGAUGGCCUGGAUCAGGAUCAUCUAGAGCAGAAUUAUCGCCACCAGCAACAGCAGCUGCAACUCCAACAGGUGCCCACCAGUGGGGCGGCCACCGUCGAGCGGCAUGUCUAUGGAGGCUACGGGCAGGCGCAGACCCAGCAGCAGCCGGCGCACGUAGGCGUGGCAAGGCGCCACUACAGCGGUAGUCCACUAAUGCGGGACUUUGAUUUCUUCCUGGACUCGGCCAGCCGGAGCAGCGGCGAGCGAGACGGUGACCCAAAUCAGCUGCUGAGCACCGGCAGCGGUCAGGGCGGCCUGGGCGGUGGAGUGGGCGUCGUGUCGGGCGGGGGACACAACUACCGCUACUCCCCGGAGACCACCGACUAUGAUUCCAAUUGCGGGGACUUGGACAGUCUGUCGGGGGAAAUGAAUGGAGGAGUUUCCACAUCCUGUUCGAACUACGCCAAGUACUACGCCUCGGCCAUGCCCGUCCUAGAGGAUGGCCUCUCCUCCGGCCACACCAGCGACACCGAGAACAACAACAACAAGAACCUGCAACAGCAGCAGCAGCAGCAGCAAUGCCCGACUAGCUUGAGCGGCAGCACCAGCAUCGGUGGCAGCGGCGGCAUCUCCAUGCUCAUGAACAUGAAACGCAUCUCCACCAACAACAGCCUGAACAGUAUGCACAACCUGACGGCCUCCACCACGGACAGCAACGGCGGAGGUCACAACCACGGGGUCAUCGGGAUGACCACACCGAGUCCCAGCAAUGGGCUGGCGAAGACGCAGUCCCAACAGCCGCCGCAGUCGCAGCCACCGCUCCUGGGCCAGAGUCCCAGCAACCACAGCAAAGUGUUCAAGAACAUUGAUCCGGAACUGGAUUCCCUGUACUCCAUUAGUGUUUUCCAUCGACCGGAUACGGUGCAGAUGACACCACCGCCGCCUGCCCCGGCGCCGCAUCGCAAGCCCACGGCCGGUGGGGCAACCACUCCGAACAGCAACUGCAACAACGAUGUGGAUCUGCUGCAGCCCAGCAGCAAGCACACACCCCUGGCGGCGGCCAUCAGCAGCACCCUGCAACGCAGCUCCCCCACCGGAAACGGAAAGCCACGCAGCGCCGGCAGCAACUGCAGCAGCAACGGCGCCAACGGCAGUGGCAUGCCACCACCCAUACCCGAGCGUAGCAACCUCCAGAUCGCCGCCAGUCAGCGCUCCCCCUCGCCGCAGGGACUCAGCUCGCCUGUCUGGCUGUCGCGGCACUUGGAGCAGGGGGGCACUGUCAGCGGUGGUGGUGGCGGCGGAGGAUCCGUGGUGGAUCAUUCGAACCACUCGAAGAGCCACAGCGCCGAUGAGGAGGAUGUGGACACCGACUUGGAGACGGAUCGCCUGCUGGGCCAUCAGCGGCUGGACGAUCAGGGCUACUACGACGAGAACAAGAGCUGGGAGAGCCGCAAGCCGCGGUCGCUGCUCUCCAAGAUCUCCCCGAAGCAGCCCAGCACCAAGACCCGGAACGGCUACAACGCCCUGUUGAGCUCCACGCCGGAGCUGCCGCCUCCGCCGCCGAUACCGCCCAAGAGCCAGGGCCUGGGCCUGGGCUCGCUGGUGGGCAGCGGCAACGGGGGCAAGCUGCUGGACCUGGUCGGUGGCAUGGUACAGAGGAGCCUGUCGAGGAGCUCCUCGUCGGAGCACAGCGACAAGUCGCCGACGAAGCUGCCCAGCACCGAUGUCUGUGCCGGAACGGUGGAUGUGGUGGCCUCCGCGGUGGCGGCUGUGGCGGCGGCCGGUUCCCCAGGCAGUCCUGGCAAUGGCGGUGGCUCCGAGCGAUCCCUCGGCGGAGGAGGAGGAGCUGGCUCGGGUGCCGGCUCGGGCACUGGAUCUGGGAAUCAAGCUCAAAACGAAAAUGCCAGCAAUGGUGGUGUUGGCGGGGGUAUUGGGCUUCUGGCCAAUGGAGUGGCGACCACCACGACCAACCACAACAACAACAAUGGCUCUGGCAACAGCAACCCCACCACGGGCAACAACACCAACAACAAUAAUAGCAACAACAACAACAACACCAGCGGCGCAGGCAGCAACAGCGGCAGUGGCAGCGGCAGCGGCGAGAAAAAAGUGAAAAAGAGUAAGAGCAAAGAAGGCGGUGCAGUGCUCAUCGAGGGCGUUCUCUUCCGGGCCAAGUACCUGGGCUCCACGCAGCUGGUCUGCGAAGGACAGCCCACCAAGUCGACGCGCAUGAUGCAGGCCGAAGAAGCCGUCUCCAGGAUCAAGGCCUUGGCUCCCGAUGGCGAUGUCCAGCCCAGCACCGAGGUGGAUCUAUUCAUUUCGACGGAAAAGAUAAUGGUGUUGAACACCGAUCUGAAGGAGAUCAUGAUGGAUCACGCCCUGCGUACCAUAUCCUAUAUAGCCGAUAUCGGGGAUCUGGUCGUACUGAUGGCCCGCCGCCGGUUCGUGCCCCAGGACAUCGAUGAUGCGCCCAAACCGAAUCGCACUCCGAAAAUGAUAUGCCACGUCUUCGAGAGCGACGAGGCCCAGUUCAUAGCCCAGUCCAUUGGCCAGGCUUUCCAGGUGGCCUACAUGGAGUUCCUCAAGGCCAACGGCAUCGAGGACCAUCGCUUCGUCAAGGAGAUGGACUACCAGGAGGUGCUCAACAGCCAGGAGAUCUUUGGCGAUGAGCUCGAGAUCUUUGCGAAAAAGGAGCUCCAGAAGGAGGUGGUGGUCCCCAAGUCUAAGGGGGAAAUCCUAGGCGUAGUCAUCGUGGAGUCUGGUUGGGGCAGCAUGCUGCCCACGGUGGUAAUUGCCAAUCUGAUGUCCAGUGGGGCAGCGGCUCGAUGUGGCCAGUUGAAUAUCGGGGAUCAGUUGAUAGCCAUCAAUGGUCUGAGUCUCGUGGGUCUCCCCCUGUCCACCUGCCAGACGUACAUCAAGAACACCAAAAACCAGACGGUGGUCAAGUUCACGGUGGUGCCCUGUGCUCCUGUCGUGGAGGUGAAGAUCAAACGCCCGGAGACCAAAUAUCAGCUAGGAUUCAGUGUCCAGAAUGGAGUGAUCUGCAGCCUGUUGAGGGGCGGCAUUGCUGAGAGGGGUGGCGUCCGUGUGGGUCACCGCAUCAUCGAGAUCAACAACCAGAGCGUGGUGGCUGUGCCCCACGAGAAGAUAGUCAACUUGCUGGCCACAUCCGUGGGGGAGAUACUCAUGAAGACCAUGCCCACGUCCAUGUUCCGGCUGCUCACCGGCCAGGAGAAUCCCAUUUAUAUUUAAGCCAGCGCCAGGAUAAUAAACGGCCUCUAUUGUUAACUAUAGAAAUGAAAGGAGAAAGCCCCAAGAAAACAUUUAAGGAUAUUACGAUAUUUAGUAUAUAUAUUUAAAGAAAAGAGAAAAACAACAUACCCAUACGUAUAGAAAGAGAAAGCAACAGGAACAUAGAAAGAGAUAGUCGGUGAGAGAAAGAGAGUAUAUAAAUAUAUAUGAAUGUAUAUGCGUGUAUAGGUUUAGGAGAAUAUGAUUUAGCUCACCUAUAUAUAUAUUAUAUAAACUAUAUACUAUAUACUACAUAUAUAUUCAUUUUUUUUUGUGAGGCGCGAAACUAAAAAAAAAACGACAAAUAAGAG
This is a messenger RNA of Drosophila bipectinata, 7198 nucleotides long. Lineage: Eukaryota; Metazoa; Arthropoda; Insecta; Diptera; Drosophilidae. The record is from RefSeq and is a predicted model, not a curated record.